AUGGGAAGAAGCGUGGGUCAAAGAGAAGAUAAAAUUGAGCCCAUUCAAAACUUAGAGCACCGAAAUAUUGUCUUCUCCAAAUGUAAGCAAAAGCUUUUCAAGAAAGCAACUAAGCUGUCUACGCUAUAUGGUGCAAAUACAGCCAUAGUAGUCUUUUCUCCUCAAGGAAAUAAUGUUUACUCUUUCGGUAGUCCUUCUGUUGAUACCAUUUUCAAUCGGUUUCUUAACCAAAACCCUGAAGUUAAAGCCCAGUAUCUCCUACAUGAAGCUUCUAGACAUGAGGUGGAAAACCAAUUGAAAGCUGAGAAGAAGCGAGGGAAGCUCCUUAAUGCUGCCCAUAAAAAAUCAGAAGAUUAUUUCAAUAGACUCAGCUGGGAUGAGUUGCGGCAACUGAAAGGCAAGCUCGAGGCACUAAAGAGGGAUGCGGAGGCAAGACACAAGGAGUUGCAGAAAGAGGCUGCUUCUGCUGCUUCUUCUUCAAUGUCAGAUGCCAAUGGACCACCAGUUGAAGAAACUGAUGAUGAGACUGAUAUUUAUCAUUCCCCAUGA
Vitis vinifera (wine grape) is the source of this 549-nucleotide messenger RNA. Its product is annotated as agamous-like MADS-box protein AGL62. Gene Ontology annotation, biological process: regulation of transcription by RNA polymerase II. The transcript has a single exon. Bases 1 to 549 code for a protein of 182 amino acids. Lineage: Eukaryota; Viridiplantae; Streptophyta; Magnoliopsida; Vitales; Vitaceae. Gene Ontology annotation, molecular function: protein dimerization activity; RNA polymerase II cis-regulatory region sequence-specific DNA binding; DNA-binding transcription factor activity, RNA polymerase II-specific. The record is from RefSeq and is a predicted model, not a curated record.